ACCUGAAACGGAUACGACGAAUGAGGAAAAGGAAGCAUUGCAUUGUGGGAGUUGUAGUAAAUGCACUCUCGGGCUGCGUUUAGAUUCUACAGAAAUAGUCGCCUUGAGAACUACAAGUCCCAAAUACGACCGUUGAUCGUCCGUUUACAGUGCACAGUUCGAUUUGUUUUGGUUUAUGCAGACUGCGCUUUGUCACUGGUGGAGCCAAGGUCCACCUCGGUACUCUUUAACCUGGUCGUUACAGAUCUUUGACCCACUGCCAAACCCCCGAACAACUCCUCCUCCUCCAGAGCUCUGUGUGUUCGCCACCUCCCCUUUUCAGGGCCGUCGACUCGCCUCCGUAGCUCUUGUUAUCGGACCCCCAUAAAGCUGGCCUGCUAGUUUAGUUAGCAAACAAGCUAACUGAUUGCCAGAUUUCACCCAUGUCCCCUGAAGAAGAAGGGUUGAGCUCAACGUUCACGGAUUGGCUUUUCAUCAACUCCUGGUGGCUCCUUCUACCGUUCAUCAUGCUCCUCGUAGUCGCUGCGUUCAUUGUCGCCUUCGUGUUGCUGUUGUACAUGAUAUCGCCUCUUAUUAGCCCCAAACCUCUGAAACUGAACGGGGCCCACGUCGUGGUGACAGGAGGCUCAAGUGGGAUUGGGAAAAGCAUUGCAAUUGAGUGCUACAGGCAAGGAGCAUUCAUCACUUUGGUGGCACGGGAUGAGGCUAAAUUGCUUCUAGCAAAGAAAGAGUUGGAGAAAUUUGCCAUCAAUGACAAACAGGUGGUGCUCUGCAUAUCAGUGGAUGUUUCCAGUGAUUAUAGCCAGGUGGAAAGUGUGAUAAAACAGGCUCAAGAGAAGCUGGGGCCUGUUGACAUGUUGGUGAACUGUGCUGGAACAUCCUUCUCUGGAAAGUUUGAGGAGGUGGAAGUGGACCGCUUUAAAAAACUGAUGGAAGUGAACUACCUGGGCAGCGUUUACCCGACACGGGCCGUCAUAACCACUAUGAAGGAGCGAAGAAUGGGCCGCAUCAUGUUCGUGUCCUCCCAAGCAGGCCAGAUCGGCCUGUUUGGAUACACUGCCUACUCCCCAUCCAAGUUUGCCCUGCGUGGCUUAGCAGAGUCGCUGCAGAUGGAGAUGAAGCCAUACAAUAUCUAUGUGACUGUGGCCUACCCCCCUGACACUGACACUCCAGGAUUGGCUGCGGAAAACAAGAUAAAGCCCCUUGAGACCAAGUUGAUCUCGGAAACCUCUGGAGUCUGUCAACCAGACCAAGUCGCAAAAAUCAUUGUUCGGGAUGCAGUGCAGGGGAACUUCAACAGCUCUGUGGGACCCGAUGGUUACAUGCUAUCAGCCCUCACUUGUGGAAUGUCACCUGUGACCUCCAUCACAGAAGGUCUCCAGCAGAUUGUUACCAUGGGAUUAUUUCGGACCAUCGCCCUCUUCUACCUGGGGAGCUUUGACAGCAUUGUGCGUCGCUGCAUGAUUCAGAGGGAGCAGUCGAAAGCAGCUGAUAAGAGGGAGUAACAGCAGCCUUACCUUCAUCACAGCCCAAUGCCCCUCCUCCUCCUCCUCCACAACACCCCCAACCCCACCCCAUCCCACUCCAGCUGUACAAGUGCACAACCAUAGGUGGGAAGAAAGGCCAAGCUUUGAGUGCAUAUCAACAGAUGGGAUGAGAGAAAGUGGCAGAUGUUUACUCUAUGCUUGUCCUCCAUAGACUUUCAUAGUCAUUUUGAUUUUUUCUAUCCUCUCAGAGCAUUCCAGUGACUUUUCAGUUUAAUGUGUCCACCUGCUUCUUUUUGUGGGAGCAGCCUUACUUUUAAGGGAAUGGGGGCAGACUAAACAUCCCACAGCCUGGUUUUAAAGUAGGUAGGCUUUGUAGACCACUGACUAGAUAUCAGGCUUCCACUUGCACAUUGCAGGGUUGUUUUUUUUCUGCACAGAGAAGGAAAAGCAACAGAUAGCCUGUCUGACCGGUUGUGCCAAAUAUGGCUUAAAGUUCCCUCCCACCAGGGGCUAUAGUGAAAACCAGAAUGGUAACUCUAAGCUUUUGUCAUUUUGUGUCUUGUAUCGCAAAAUUAGGUCCACCUUGUAGGAAUUUCACAGUUUUCACUAAAUAAGGCCCUUCUUCUCUACCUUUUUCAUACCACAAGUCUUUGCAGGCAAAGCACCUUCCCUUUUUUGAAUGAAUAACAUCUGUGUUUGAAACCAGUUGUGACCCUCGGUGUUUUGUUUAUGUUGUGGGAUGUUUUGUUUAUGUGCUAUGUGUGUUUGUGUUUGUGUGUGUGUGUGAACCAAGCCUAGAUGUGAGACAACAGUACUCUUCAGUGAGAGAGCACGUGUGAUGUUAUUUUUUUAAAUUUUACUAAUGCAAAAAUAUAAUUUCCAGAAAAUAAUAAUAUUCAAACAUUUUAGAUGCAAUGUUGCAGCAAAAAUAUUUUUGGGUGACUGAAAGUGUGUGUUUUGUGUUUGCUGUGACUGAGCCAAACCAGUGGGGAGAGAAAAGCCAUUAGAUUUUAUCGUCUCGGGAUUAAAACGUUAAAACCAAAUUAUUUUCUUGGCAUCCUAUUUUAUUUCAUUGAGAAAAGAAAGCAGGUACUAUGGGUUGAAGCCAUGAAAUCAAAAGAUGGAGGGUGGAAGGGGGAGAAGAUAGCACAGGUAAUUUCAUUUUUCACUUGUGAAUAUGACCAAGUUCAAUACACCUUUUUUUCAUUAAAUAUCUGAAAGGAAGCGUAUCGUUUUUUUACAUGCAGUUUGAUGUGUCGGUGCACAUAUUCAGCGACCCCAGCCAGUCGAGGUCCAAGUGGGAUCCAUCAUUUGUUGGGGCGGUGUUAAGUCAGGGCAGGGCAGGGCAGGACUUGCUGGUUUCGAGUCAUGUCCCUGUAGGUCUAGUGAGGGCGCUAGAGAUUUGUUUUACAUAAAGGCCAAAAUAGUAGAGGGACUGGCAUGGAAGUGUUCCUCUGAUUUUUGACCUGCUGUCACCCUCUCAUGCACAGUUGGGACUCUGCAGCUCCCUAAAUGACAAUAUUGAUUCCCUCCUUGAAGAAUCUUGUAUUUACCACGUUUUUUUUUUCCAUAUGUUUUGCAUAUAGAGGGAGAAAAAGUACAGCGUCGACUCUUGCAAGUCUUCCUUCGGUCCAUCACAAAACAGGGAGAAUGUACUUUAAUACAAAGCAUACAAAUCAGAACGUUAUUUUUAAAUACACCAAUAUUUGAAUGCCAAAAUGUGUUAAGACAAUUUCUGUAGAUGCAAUGCAUUUAUUUGAGAUUAAUUUCAAUGUUGCUGCUCUGUUGAUGUUAUAGAGUUAGUUUGUUAAAGCUGUGGAGCAGUGUGGGGACCCAUUCUAAGCCUUAAGACGUGACUACUGAUGAAGCUAAUGCUAGAAGAAUGGACCUGUCCGCAGAACAAUGUGGUUUACCAGUUCAUUUAAUACUUAAUCUUUAAUACUUUUCAGUGUAAAAUGCCAACUGUUUUUUGUGUAUUUUUUGUCAAUUUCCAGUCUUUGUAUGACAAAAAGAAGCCUUACAGAAAUCCAAGUUAUGAAAGUGAGAAUGGUUGACUCACGUUUGAUGAUGUUCUCAUUUGAAAUUGGUUUAAAAGGCACACCGUCUGCACUCAAAAGCUUUUCAUAAUUGUACAUUUAUUGCUUUCAAAUCUUUUCCCUUGAGGUAGCAACACAUAGUUGAUAGAACAUGUAGCCCAUAUAAAAGCAAGUUUUGUUUUAACCUUUAAGCUAUGCAAAUGAAGCCUAUGCUUACAAUAUGUUUGAACAUACAGUCAAGAUUUAAGAUCUGUAACCGUCACGCUAGUUUCCCUUAUUUUAAUGGUGUCAUCAUCAGAUACUUUGAGUAUUGAACAUGAAAGUCAUAACGCACUCUUUUGGUUCAUAAUUCUUUCUUUGCUUUUUAAUUUUUUUCUGCCAAAAAACUUAACACCUUCACCUUGUGUGCCAUUGAAAGAAAAUGUGAGAAGUGGAACGUUUCUUUGUCUUAUUUUCUUACAUGAUAAACUAAAUAAAUAACUGUGAAGAAAAAACAAA
Sebastes umbrosus (honeycomb rockfish) is the source of this 4021-nucleotide messenger RNA. It is a transcript of the gene kdsr, whose product is annotated as 3-ketodihydrosphingosine reductase. Gene Ontology annotation, cellular component: endoplasmic reticulum membrane. The record is from RefSeq and is a predicted model, not a curated record. Gene Ontology annotation, biological process: sphingolipid biosynthetic process. The coding region runs from base 423 to 1505 and encodes 360 amino acids. Lineage: Eukaryota; Metazoa; Chordata; Actinopteri; Perciformes; Sebastidae. The transcript has 10 exons. Gene Ontology annotation, molecular function: 3-dehydrosphinganine reductase activity.